Molecule: messenger RNA, 1234 nt
Organism: Tricharina praecox
Lineage: Eukaryota; Fungi; Ascomycota; Pezizomycetes; Pezizales; Pyronemataceae
Exons: 2
Coding region: 123-1088 (321 amino acids)
Source: RefSeq, a predicted model, not a curated record
AACGGGAGAAGCCUCAAUGGUUCAGCGCCUGGUGUGCCAAAAAUAGCUCACCCCAGCCACACUUGAUCGCACUCACGUAAGUACUCAGCCCUUUCGCGCUGCAGUAGCACCUUGUCCGACCAAUGGCUGUUCGUGCAGCAGAUGUGCAUACCUCUGAUGCCAUGUCAACCCAUCUCAAAAACCUGCCGGUCGCUGCUGUACAGCGGGCCAGCCAACGAAGACGAAUGCAUUCCUGCAAACGGGGGGCGCCUGAACUGUCAACUCUUGCAUGGUUCUACAGCGCAGUGUUCCCUCAACGUGGUCAAUGGCCAGCCCGGGCCCCGUCAAUCGCCCACCACCACCUUAUACGUCGACAUAUAAAAAACCCGUUCCCCUCCCUGGGAUCCCCGCAGUGCGAAAAAAAAAUAUUCCCGGAUUUCUCAAACAGUCAAACUCCCCGCAGCCACACUAACCAUCGCACCGCCAAUGUCGUCCGCCAUACCCCGCUCGUGUCCGCCCCUGCGACCCGCCCGCUACUCCGCCCCGCCCGCGCCAGUAUCACGUGCGUCCGAAAGCAAACUAUCGCCGACCUUCAGCCAGCUCGGGCGCUCGAACGCCACCACGCGCCGCAGCGUCUCGAAUCCCGGCCGCCGCCCGUCGAAGCGCCGACAGCUGCCGCUCGAUACGAGUUCCGAGAAGACGUACGCGUGCAUGGCGGACGAGCUCGCGGCGCUGGUGCAGGCGGCGAUCGACGACAUCGCGAUCGAUCGCACGGAGGGAUCGGGCGAGGAGGUGCUGGUGGUGGCCGAGAGGAGCAGGAGGAGCAGGAGUACUACAGCCUACAUGACUCUCCGUUCUCGGCCGAGCUCGCACCGGAACCACUAGCACCCACGCCCUCGACCACUCGAUCGUCGCCGGUCGCGACGCCCGGCCAGAUGAAAGGGGACGAUUACUUCCGCGUCGUGGUGGCGUCGUCAUCGUCGUUAUCAGCUGUAGAUGCCGAUGCGGCCGGGUUCGCGGAUGCGCUGGAUGAGGCCAUGCACGACCUCUUGGAGGGCUUUCGGGUGAAACGCGGUCCCACGGGCGCGGGCGCUGUAAAUGAUUGGUAAAACGGACAAGAAAUGUUGUACAACAGCGCAGGCCGGGGGCGAUCCUUAGCGUCGUGAAUGUACCGCUCUUGGUUACGUGUUUCCUCGAUGCAAGCUGCCGGGCCUCCCCGAAGCGAGUUGCAAGGUCAUGGGCACGCACUCGAGCC